UGUAUUUAGAAUAUUUUCAGAAACAAUGAGGUUUAAGAGCUUUUUGCUGCUUUACCUAGAUAUUGUGGUUGGACUGCACCAUGGAGUUAAAUCAAUCAAAUCAAACCUAAUUGGAGUAACUAUGUACAAGAGAAGUACUAUACAAGCCCAAACCCUGGGUUUAUGUAUAUCUAGAUGUGCUGCGGAUAUGCUAUGUGACCGUCUUGAUUAUCAGAACAAUGAGUGCACUCUUGGUCAAAAAUAUCCUUCGCCAGAUUUUUCCACUCCCCUAGUUGACGUUACUGAAAUGUGGGAGAUGGUCUACUCUAAGGAGCACGCUGCAGGGAUAAAAGCUAAGAUUGCUCUACAGAAACAAGUGUGUUUAACCACAGAUGGAAGAAGAUGUAUUUUCCCCUUUACUUUUAAUCGCAAGACUUAUACUUUCUGUUCACUUGAUAAUGCUGCUAACCUACAGGAAAACCGUCCUUGGUGUUCAACACAAACCGAUCAACAGGGCAAUCAUAUAGGCAACAUAGGUGCAUGGGGAUACUGUGAAAGCCCCUGUCCUCUUGGAUAAUGGACUCUAAUGGACGGAAUUCAACAACAGACCUGACUCCUCUCCUCGUUCAAGGGAGGAGUUUUAAUUUUAAUAAAAAUUAUGUCAGAAGUUAAUUCAAACCAUAAUUAAAACUUUCUUUUUAAAAUAUUUAUCUACACCAUAGAUGUGAGAUGUGACUAACUAACACAGAACUAACACCGUUUUUUUAUGUGCUUAAUAUAAAAUGUGUUUUCAAUAUUCAUCAAUUUUAUUAAAAUAAAUCU
This is a messenger RNA of Eurytemora carolleeae, 801 nucleotides long. RefSeq lists its product as uncharacterized. The record is from RefSeq and is a predicted model, not a curated record. The transcript has 10 exons. The coding region runs from base 26 to 556 and encodes 176 amino acids. NCBI's taxonomy places the organism in Eukaryota, Metazoa, Arthropoda, Copepoda, Calanoida, Temoridae.